Messenger RNA from Tetrahymena thermophila SB210, 2481 nucleotides. RefSeq names its product DNA replication licensing factor MCM4. The transcript has 6 exons. The record is from RefSeq and is a predicted model, not a curated record. Gene Ontology annotation, molecular function: single-stranded DNA binding; ATP binding; single-stranded 3'-5' DNA helicase activity. NCBI's taxonomy places the organism in Eukaryota, Ciliophora, Oligohymenophorea, Hymenostomatida, Tetrahymenidae. Gene Ontology annotation, biological process: double-strand break repair via break-induced replication; mitotic DNA replication; DNA replication initiation. Gene Ontology annotation, cellular component: nucleus; MCM complex.
AUGAGCUAGAUGAACUUUUCCUAAACAAUCUAACUUAAGAUUGAAACAGUAAAGACCUAAUUCCUUAACUUCUUAAACAACUUUGAAGUAGUUGAAAAUGGAAAAAAAAUCAAGUAUUACAGAGAAAAGGCACUUUUGUUGAAGAUUUAUGAAAAGAAUACACUUUUUAUUGACUUUAAUCACUUAUUAGAUUUUAUUGAUGACAACGAUAUUUCAGAUGUCAUUUUAAACGACUACUACAAAAUUGAACCUCACUUAAGAAAAAUUGUUUCAAAUUUCAUCUUUAGUCUAACCAACACAAACGAUAGCCAGGAAAGUUACUACCUUAGCUUUUACAACUUACCAACUGAAAAGAAAAUUAGAGAAUUGGGAACUUAAGAAAUAGGUAAAUUGAAUAGUAUUAAGGGUUUAGUUACUAGAUCAAGUGAAGUACGUCCUGAAUUACUUUAUGGUACAUUUAUUUGCCAAUUGUGUAAUAGUGAAGUGCGUGAUAUUGAGUAGCAAUUUAAAUACACUGAACCUAAAAUAUGUUCAAACCCUGGCUGUAACAACCAUACUAAGUGGAUGUUAAAACCCUAAUCAUCAGUAUUUUCUGAUUUUUAGAAACUUAGAGUUCAAGAAGAAUCUACUGACAUUCCUGCAGGAGGUAUGCCUCGUUCUAUUGAUAUUGUUUGUAGAGGUGAAGUUGUUGACACCGCUAAGCCUGGUGAUAAAUGUAUUUUCACUGGUUAUUUAAUUGUUGUUCCUGAUAUAGCAGCUCUUACUAAACCAGGUGAAAAAACUGAAAUGGGUAUUAAAUCUGAUGCCGUUAGAGUCAAAGGAGAAGGAAAUAAUGAUGGUAUUACUGGUCUCUCUCAACUAGGUCAAAGAGAUUUGAACUACAGACUUGUUUUCUUAGCUAUUAACAUUGAAGCAAAAAAGAGUAGAUUCAACUUAUGGAAUUAAGAUGAAGAAGAAAAUCAGGAUUUAACUGAAGAAGAAGAAAGACAAAAAAUUAUGGAAAAUUUCUCUGAAAGAGAACUUGAAGACAUUUUUAAAAUAAGCAGAAGUUCUAAUGUUUAUGAAAGAUUAGCAUCUAGUUUGUGUCCUACUGUACAUGGUCACUUGGAAGUUAAAAAGGGUAUUUUACUCAUGCUUUUUGGUGGUGUCAACAAAAAAACAGAAGAAGGUAUUAACUUGAGAGGUGAUAUCAACAUUUGCAUGGUAGGUGAUCCAUCUACUGCUAAGUCUCAAUUCCUUAAAUAUGUUAAUAAGCUUAUUCCUCGUUCAGUCUAUACUUCUGGUAAAGCAUCAACAUCUGCUGGUUUGACUGCAAGUGUUUCUAAAGAUCCUGAAACUGGAGAAAAUUGCAUUGAAGCUGGUGCUUUGAUGCUUUCUGACUAAGGUAUUUGCUGUAUCGAUGAAUUUGAUAAGAUGGAUAAAAGAGAUUAAGUCGCCAUCCACGAAGCUAUGGAACAAUAAACAAUUUCUAUUUCAAAGGCAGGUAUUCAAGCUACCUUGAAUUCAAGAGCCAGUAUUUUAGCUGCUGCAAACCCUGUUUUUGGUAGAUACGAUAAAUCCAAGGGUUUAAAAUACAACUUAGAUAUAAGCGCUCCCAUUCUUUCUCGUUUCGAUUUAUUCUUUGUCAUUUUGGAUGAGUGCAACGAAUAAUCAGAUAGAAUGAUUGCAUAACAUAUUGUUAAUAUUCAUUAAAGCUGUGGAAGAAAUAUCAAUCCUGAAAUCAGUACUGAAGAUUUGUCUAAGUAUAUACGUUUUGCUAGAACUAUAAAGCCAAUUUUCACUCGUGAAGCUGCCCUCGAAUUGCAAAAAUGCUAUGUAAAACUUAGAUAAAAUGAUUCAAGCUCUUAAAAUACUUCAUACAGAAUUACAGUCAGACAGCUUGAAUCUCUUAUUAGAUUAAGUGAAGCUUUGGCUAGAGUUCACAUUCAAUCAGAAGUUACUGCUGAAUUUGUAUAGGAAGCCGCAAGAUUACUCAGCAAUUCUAUUCUUAAAAUAGAAAAGGGAUAAUUGGACAUCUAAGAUGAAGAAGAGCAAAAGAUAGACCUCAACUAAUAAAAAGAAUAAGGCUAAAACAUUAUUUAAGAAGAUAUUGAAAAAAAACAACAAUAAUAAAGAAAGAAGGAAGGUAAAAUCUCAAUUACUUAUGAGGAAUACUUAAACAUGAGAAAGAUAAUCAUUCAAACAGUCAAAGAUUUAGAAAUAGAAGAUAGUCUUAGAGUUUCCACAGAAGGAGAAGACGGAAUGGAAGUUGAAAGACAAAAUGGUUUCGAAUAAAGAGUUAUUAUAGAAUAAAUUCUUAAGCAAUUAUUAGAAAAUGACCUUAUCCAAACAGAAGAAGAUGCUACUAAAUUAAAAAAAAUAUAUUCUCAAAUUAUUAAAAAGUUAGUAGAUGUAGACUAAGUUUUAAUUGUUGUCGAAGAGGCCUCAAAUUUAGACGAACGUAGAUUAUAACUUCAUGCUAACUACUGCGAACCUAGUUGA